AUAAUGAAGAAGAAGAGGAUGUUGAAAUGAAAGAAGAUUCAGAGGGGUUAGAGCCAAAAGACCUCUCUCCACCCUACAAAAAGAGCAAAGCAAAGAAGCCAGAAUGUUCGAAAGACUCUAGCGAGGAUGAGAACGGUCCAGAGGAGAAGCAAAGUGUGGAAGAAAUGGAAGGGCAAAGCCAAGAUGCAGAUGGUGUCAACACUGUCACUGUGCCCGGCCCUGCUUCAGAAGAGGCAGUUGAAGACUGUAAAGAUGAAGAUUCUGCAAAGGAUGACAAUAUUACAAAAGGCGGUGAAGUGACAGAUCAUUCUGUGUGUGACCAAGAGCAUCCCGAUGGACAAGAGAAUGAUUCAAGGAAGAAUGAAAUAAAAAUUGAAACAGAAUCCCAGAGCUCAUAUAUGGAAACAGAAGAACUGUCAUCAAACCAAGAAGAUGCCGUGAUUGUGGAGCAACCAGAAGUGAUUCCAUUAACAGAUGACCAAGAAGAAAAAGAAGGUGAAAAAGCUCCAGGCGAGGACACACCUAGGGUGCCUGGGAAAAGUGAAGGCUCCAGUGACCUAGAAAAUACUCCAGGUCCUGAUGUUGAAAUGAAUAGUCAGGUUGACAAGGUAAAUGACCCAACAGAGAGUCAACAAGAAGAUCAACUAAUAGGGGCACAAGAUGAAGCGAAGGAACAAAGAAAUGGAACUAAAUGACAAUCCUCAGCAUCGCAAGGCCUCUCCUGGCUCUGGGGGAGCUCAGAAAGAUAGCAGCGCACGCUGUGGAGGAGGGUGGGGGUGGGGGGAAGGCAAGUCCCAUGGAAGGACGGGGAAUCCUUUACUCUAAUUUCUCCAGCUGCAUUUUGUUCUGUUUAUCUGCAGAAAAA
Messenger RNA from Nomascus leucogenys (northern white-cheeked gibbon), 865 nucleotides. RefSeq names its product mono-ADP ribosylhydrolase 2 (gene MACROD2). NCBI's taxonomy places the organism in Eukaryota, Metazoa, Chordata, Mammalia, Primates, Hylobatidae. The transcript is spliced from 10 exons. The record is from RefSeq and is a predicted model, not a curated record. Bases 27 to 695 code for a protein of 222 amino acids.